Messenger RNA from Alternaria viburni, 1065 nucleotides. RefSeq lists its product as uncharacterized. The transcript has 2 exons. Gene Ontology annotation, molecular function: protein binding. The record is from RefSeq and is a predicted model, not a curated record. The coding region runs from base 1 to 1065 and encodes 354 amino acids. Lineage: Eukaryota; Fungi; Ascomycota; Dothideomycetes; Pleosporales; Pleosporaceae.
AUGGCUAGCAGUGAUGAUGUACCACAGCAGUCUAUGGAAGACAAACCGGAAGACAAGAACAACAAAGGCGCUUCAGACGGCCAAUCCUCUCGAGGAUCAUCGCUUUCAUCUUCGCAAUCGGAAUCAGAAUCGCAAUCGGAAGAUGACAGCGACUCUGGUAGCUCUGAUCACUUACUGGAUGCCAAACAGUACACGAGUUGCAUACAAGAAGCCCAACUUACACCGGAUGGUAGCUGCGUUUUCACGUCGGAUUACAGCCGUCAAUUUUCCGUGUAUCCCAUCUCCAACGAUAUUUUGACCCAGAUCAGCCCUCAGCCUCUCACGCCCUACGCGUCUCUUCGCUCUGCCGAUCCUAUUUGGGCCUUUGCUGUCAAUCCGCUCUUCAGUUUACAAGAUGCUAGCAGUACGACUGUGCUCAUUAGUCGACGGGAUGCCUACAUCAGUCUGCAUAACGCCUUAUGGCCUACCUCACAGAAACACAGCGAAGACAAUCCAACCUCAGGGCCAGUAGACAUAUCCACCCCUCUAGCAUCCUACAAACUCAUCAACAAUCUGACUGAAGCCGUCGUUGCACCCCUCAGCCUCGCCUACUCCAUCGCCGGCACACAUUUCUUCGCCGGCUCGAAAGACGAAAUCGCCAUCUUCGAUCUUGUCGAGACCGAUAAGCCAAUCCACACAAUCCGCACCAUACCCGCCAAACGCAACAAACUCAAAGGCGGAGGUCGCGGCUUCAAAGGCCAGAUUUCCGCUCUGUCCCUCUCACCCCCCUCUCACACAUCACACGAUGGCAUUCUAGCAGCCGGCUCCCGCACCCGCUACAUCGGCAUCUACGAUCCCAUCGGCGGCACAGAGGUGACACAUUUCUCACUCCCAGGCACGGUCAAUGGCAUCAAAUUCCGCAACGAAGCCCUCCAAAAUGUCAUGGGCGAUGGCGUCACAUCCCUCAAAUGGAGUCCCUGCGGCAAAUACCUCUACGUCGCCGAACGCAGUUCAGACGUCCUUCUCAUCUACGACGUCCGCAACUUCUCGCUCACCCUGGGAUACUGUGCAGAAACUGGGUUUUGA